Messenger RNA from Cynara cardunculus var. scolymus (artichoke), 1347 nucleotides. RefSeq lists its product as uncharacterized. The transcript is spliced from 7 exons. Bases 156 to 1124 code for a protein of 322 amino acids. Lineage: Eukaryota; Viridiplantae; Streptophyta; Magnoliopsida; Asterales; Asteraceae. The record is from RefSeq and is a predicted model, not a curated record.
CUUCCUUCACACAACCACAGAAUCGCAUCUGAGUGACCGACCAUCCAAGAAAUUCUCCUUUCUGACUACUUUCGUUCCUUCUACUAAUCAAUCCUUUCUGCUAAUUUUCUUGGAGAAAGAGGUAUAUAGCUAUCUGGCCUGAUCAGCGAGCGGUGAUGUGGGUGGAGCUUAUCUUUGGUCUGGUGGUCAUCUACCGAGUGGUACGCCGUUUCUUCUAUGAUGAUGAAGACCACGUUGAUUUCGGUUCCAGUGGCUCCAAUGCUCUCUUCGCCGUCGCCGAAAGGCUUCAAGCUCUGUAUGGUGGCAAAGCUUAUGUUGGGCUUCGAAUUCCUGACCCUGAUACUGCUUCUCGACAGAAUAUUGAUUUGGUCCUCGUCACGAAAAAGGAGGCAGUGGUGGUUUCUGUGAUAAAUGCAUCUGGAAUUGCGUCUAUAGACGGGGAUGGUACUUGGGUCUGCACGGAUGGUUCCAAGCACAAAACAGAACGUCUUCAGGAUCCGAUGGUGGAGGCCAAAAGACAAGCUGCAGUUCUCGAGUCGUAUCUUGAACAAAGGGGAGUUGCUCUGCCAGAUGGAUAUCUGUCCUGCAAGAUCGUAUGCCCCAACCCAAACUUUCGCACCAUUCAUCCAGAUUACUUUCCCCCAGAAGUUGUAACAUAUGAGCAAUGGACAGAAUUGAAACCAGAGCGGAAGAGCAUAUCUGGCUGGAUUAAGGGUGCUUUACAUGGUGAUAAGAAAGAAAUGCAGGAGUCGGUACAGAAUCUUGGUUUCAUUCUCAGCACUGCUCCAAUGUGGGAUAGAUUGGAGCUAAAAAAUAACAUACAACUAUUAGGAGAAUUUUUAGAAUUUAAAGGGAAGCAAGAUGAUAUCCUGUCUUUAAGAAAUAUUAAGAGAUCAAAAGUUAGCCGUUUGACGAUCCAAAAAACAAGCAUGUUUGGUUUAGCUCAUUCGAAGCUUCAACUUCUAUACGCACCACGAGAUUACAGGAGUGAAGGGGGUUCAGGUUUGGACUGGAAUGAGGUAACAGUGAGAUCAAGUACAGAAGUCUUGUUUCAGCUUCAAGAUCCUGCUAAAGUUCAGAAAAUCAAACUGUCUUCGAUCAUAAACAUGUCACUGAGCCCGUAAGUUUUGUCUGCUGGUUGUACGUACAGUCGUCACAAAUACUUGCAAUAGAGGGGGAUGUCAAUGACUAAACUGUGUAAUGUUAUGUUAAAGAAGCUUCACUGAAAGUAUGAUGGACCUACAAAUAUAUGUGUAUUGCUCUUUUGAUAACUCUGUUUAAAAGAUUCUAAAGCAUCGUUUUUCCCUGUUUUCUGUUAUAUAUCUUUUUUGUUCUUUUUGUGUUUCA